Molecule: messenger RNA, 1017 nt
Organism: Suhomyces tanzawaensis NRRL Y-17324
Lineage: Eukaryota; Fungi; Ascomycota; Pichiomycetes; Serinales; Debaryomycetaceae
Exons: 1
Coding region: 1-1017 (338 amino acids)
Biological process (GO): maturation of SSU-rRNA from tricistronic rRNA transcript (SSU-rRNA, 5.8S rRNA, LSU-rRNA)
Cellular component (GO): nucleolus
Source: RefSeq, a predicted model, not a curated record
AUGGCUGACGAUGAGUACUUGAAGGCUUUAGAGGCCCAAAGACGAAACUUCGAGGCCCAGUUCGGCUCCUUGGAAUCCUUGGGAUACGAUGACAAGUCCAAGAACGUGCCUGAAAGCGAAGAAAGUGAAGAAAGUGGGUCCAAUGAUAGCGAUGACAUAGAGCUAGACUCGAGUGAAUCAGAUGCACACUCGGACUCAGAGGACGUUGAGUCCGACUUCGAGGGCUUUGAUGAGGCACCAGAGCCUGUGGUCAAGCCCAAGGUCGUGAGACUCAACCUGGGAUCGGGAAGUCCCCCUCCUAUCACCACCAAGAAGGAACGCAAAUUAGCAAGACUUGGAAGAGCACCCACCUUGGCAGAAAUCGAAGAAAAGGAGCGUGUGUUAUCAAAGAUAACAAAGAAGCAACAGGCCCAGGCUGCUAAGGAAGAUGAUGACAACUUGGAAAAUGAUGUCAAGUUACAAAGAUUGCUCAAAGAAUCUCACAUAUUGGCCAGCCAACUCGAAUACUCCGGAGCAGACGUCACCUUGCAGACUAUAGACUACGAGGACCCCACUGGUAAGGCGAGAAGAAGAGCGUUGGACUCUCGUAUCCGGUCGAUUGCUGCCCUCAACUCCUCCACUGGUGGAUUACCCAAGAAGUUGGAAUCGAUGCCUAUGCAUGCUAGAAAGGGCAUGAUUAAGUCCAGGCAACAAAAAAUCGCUCAGUUCGAGGAAGAGGCUAAGAAUGCAGGCAUAGUGUUAUCCAAGGUCAAGAAGGGUGAAUUAAGAGACUUGAACAUCGGAAAGGGUUCUACCUUGGCCAGUGACAGAAUUGGUACAGGAAAGAAGGUAGAAAAGAGAAUCAGAGACAGGGGUUUGAAAAUCAACGGUGUUGGUAGAGCAACCAGAAACGGUAUCGUCAUUGCCCAGGCUGAUAUUGAUAGAAUCAAUGGCAGCCUGAGAGGUGGAAGAGGUGGAAGAGGUGGAAGAGGUGGAAGAGGGGGUAGAGAAGGUGGAAGAGGAAGAGGAAGAAAGUAG